UGUGGCUCCAGGGUUAGAGUGGAAGUGUCAACAGGCAUGCCUCGUCGCUCCCGUUACGACAGGCCUCCUGCACGGCGCCCCUUUGACCCUAAUGAUAGAUGCUAUGAGUGUGGGGAGAAAGGCCACUAUGCUUCACCGCUAUAGUCGCCGAAGAAGGAGCAGGUCCCGGUCUCGAUCCCGUUCACGGUCCCGAGGGAGAAGGUAUUCUCGGUCACGCAGUCGGAGUCGUGGUAGGAGGUCCAGGUCAGCUUCAUAUCGUAGGUCCCGGUCCAUUUCUCCUCGUAGGUCUAGGUCUGUGUCUCCCCGCCGGUCCCGAUCGGGUUCCUUGAAGAGAUCAAGGUCUAGAUCAAGAUCCAGAUCUAGAUCCAGAUCUGUUACAUGGCCCCGAAGUAGGUCUAGGUCUCAUGGCAGAUCAAAAUCUGGCUCGCCGGCUAAGAGUCGGUCAAAGUCCCGAUCACCAUCUCCAAAGAGAAGUCGUUCACCAUCAGGAAGUCCUCAAAGAAGUGCAAGUCCUGAAAGAAUGGAUUAAAGUUACGAAGUUAAUCUUUUAGGAAGAAAGUUAUUUUGCUUACAUUAUUAUAAGGGAUUUUGUGGUGUCUUUGUAAAUGUAAGAAUGUAGAUAGAAGAGUAUAUCAACUAAAACUUGGCAUGAUCUGGGUCUUCUGAGUUAGUCACACCAAUAGACUAGCACAGGUCUCUUUUUAUUGUAUGAAUUAACUUCCUGUGAUAUGAAAAUGUGGGACUUUUUUAUUGGCACAUUGAAAUAAAAUGUGUAUUUUUAA
Pelecanus crispus (Dalmatian pelican) is the source of this 782-nucleotide messenger RNA. The record is from RefSeq and is a predicted model, not a curated record. Lineage: Eukaryota; Metazoa; Chordata; Aves; Pelecaniformes; Pelecanidae.